This is a messenger RNA of Frankliniella occidentalis (western flower thrips), 1107 nucleotides long. RefSeq names its product nucleoredoxin-like. The record is from RefSeq and is a predicted model, not a curated record. Lineage: Eukaryota; Metazoa; Arthropoda; Insecta; Thysanoptera; Thripidae. The transcript is spliced from 3 exons. Bases 171 to 1070 code for a protein of 299 amino acids.
AGUCGGUAGCGCGGGUCUGCUGCGGCCGGUCGAGCCGAGCGUCGGCCUACCCCCGCUCCCGCGCCAAACCGCUCGGCGUCGCGGCGCUGCCUGCGCGCGAGUCGACGUCGGGACGCACGUGGCCGUCGUUGUCCCCGGGCCGGCAUGCGCGGGUGACAUCGCCGACCAGGAUGACGUCGACGCCGUGGUACCGCGCCAUCCUCGGCGACGUGCUGGCCCGCUGGGCGCAGCGGGAACAGGACGGCGACAACGACAAGGACGCGUCCUCGCCGACGGGGAGAAGGUCGUGGACGCUGGUGCCCACGGCGGAGGCGCUCGCCGGCGACCCGGAGGUUGUGGCGCUGUACUUCCCGCCGCUGCUCGGCGACGACGACCUGGCGGAGCGGCUGCUCGAGCUGCACCACCGCGUCAACGACGCCCAGGAGCCGGGGCGCGGACGGCUGCGCGUCGUGCAGGUGCUGUCCCCGCUGGCCGCCGCCUCUUCGCCCUCCUCGCCGACGGCCGCGCCCCGGCUCCACAUCGAGGUGCCCUGGUUCGCGGUGCCGCCUGACGACUACGACCGGCAGCGCCGCCUGUGCGGCCGGUACCGGGUGCGCGCGGACGUGGCGCUGUCGCGGCUGCUGCUGGUGGACGCUCGCUCGGGCCGCCUCGUCUCGCGGUGCGGGCGGGAGCGCCUGCUCGCCGACCCCAAGGGCCUCUCCUUCCCCUGGCCCGCGCGGCCCCUGCCGCAGGUGCUGGCCGAGGCCUCGCUGCAGCAGCCCGCCGCCGGCGCCGCGGCCUCGGCCCCCGCCCACGGCCGGGCCCUGCUCGACGAGCUGCGGGCCGCGGCGCCCGCCGCCGGCGUGGUCGGCGUCUACUUCUCCGCGCACUGGUGCCCGCCUUGCAAGGCCUUCACCCCGCAGCUCGUCAGGACCUACAACGCUGUCCGUGAGCGAGGGAUCAGCUUCGAGGUUAUCUUCGUUAGCUCCGACAGGUCAGUAUCUGCGAGGCGGUUCGCGACAUUACCUCCUUGUUUAUCCUUCUGUUUAUCUUCCCCCCGCUCGCCAUUCCCAACGUUCCCCGGGACGUGAAAGUCUAUUCACUUUUGUUCGGAACAGAAAUAGAGGG